Cinclus cinclus is the source of this 1181-nucleotide messenger RNA. RefSeq names its product methyltransferase 1, tRNA methylguanosine (gene METTL1). Bases 334 to 1023 code for a protein of 229 amino acids. Gene Ontology annotation, molecular function: tRNA (guanine(46)-N7)-methyltransferase activity. Gene Ontology annotation, cellular component: tRNA methyltransferase complex. The record is from RefSeq and is a predicted model, not a curated record. NCBI's taxonomy places the organism in Eukaryota, Metazoa, Chordata, Aves, Passeriformes, Cinclidae. Gene Ontology annotation, biological process: RNA (guanine-N7)-methylation; tRNA methylation. The transcript is spliced from 6 exons.
ACUGGGGGCACUGGGGCACCGGGGGAAUGGGACACUGGCAGGGACUGUGGAGGGGCAGAGGACACAAGGGGACUCCAGGAGAGGUGAAAUCGGGGCAUGAGGGAGACUGGGAGCACUGGGGGCAUCGAGAGGCUGGGGACUGGGAGCACUGAGGAGGGGUAUUGGCAGCAUUGGGAGCACUGGCAGCACUGGGGAGGGGCGCUGGGCCGACAGGGGGCGCUAUGAACUGGGGAGGAGGGGCAGCCAAGGCUGACCCCCCUGGCAGCUUGCAUGUGACGUCACAACUCCGCGCCGCACUCUGACGCCAUAGUCCCGGCGCCGCGCGGUGCUGCCAUGGCGGCGGAGGAGGAGGAGGUGGCGUUGCCGCCUCAGAAGCGCUUCUACCGACAGCGCGCGCACUCGAACCCACUGGCCGACCACACUCUGCGCUACCCCCCCCGCCCUCAGGACAUGGACUGGGCCUCGCUGUUCCCGACUUUUUUUCCGCCCGACGCCCCCCCCGGGACCCCUCCGGCCCGCGUGGAGUUCGCAGACGUGGGGUGCGGCUACGGGGGGCUGCUGGUGGCGCUGGCGGAGCGCUUCCCGCAGACGCUGGCGCUGGGGCUGGAGCUGCGGGGGAAGGUGGCCGCGUUCACCCGCGCGAGGAUCCGGGCACUGCGGGCGGCACAGCCCGGCCGCUUCGGCAACGUGGCCUGCGUGAGGGGCAACGCCAUGAAACACCUGCCGCACUUCUUCUGCCGCGCCCAACUCUCCAAGCUGUUUUUCCUGUUCCCUGACCCCCAUUUCAAGCGCACGAAGCACAAGUGGAGAAUCAUCAGCCCCGCCAUGCUGGCAGAGUACGGCUACGUGCUGCGCCCCGGAGGCCUGGUGUACACGGUGACAGAUGUGCCUGAGCUGCACCAGUGGAUGCUGCAGCAUUUUGGGGAGCACCCCCUAUUUGAGCCCCUGCCCCCUGCGCAGCUGGGUGUCCCCGGUGUCCCCCGCAGGCCGCGGACCCGCUGGUGCCGCUGCUGCCGUCGGUGACAGAGGAGGGGCAAAGGGCCCAGCGCGCGGGGCGUCCCCCGUGCACUGCCGUGUUUCGCCGCCGCCCCGACCCCCCGGGGACACCGUGACACGCGGAGAGGGGCCGGACCCCUCCCUCACACAGCCCCGUUUUUAAUAAAGUCGCAAAGUGUCCCCUA